Molecule: messenger RNA, 3953 nt
Organism: Gadus macrocephalus (Pacific cod)
Lineage: Eukaryota; Metazoa; Chordata; Actinopteri; Gadiformes; Gadidae
Gene: shisal1b
Product: shisa like 1b
Exons: 4
Coding region: 146-724 (192 amino acids)
Source: RefSeq, a predicted model, not a curated record
GCCAUGUGAGAGAGGAGCAGCGGGCGAGCAGACCAAUGGCCACGUCCGACUAAGAGCAGAGCGGUGUCCCCCUCCCCCCCCUGCCCUCGCCCUCCCUCGCCCUCCCCCCACUCCCUCCCUCCCUCCCCUGAAUGAGGUUGAGAAGAUGACUCUCACCAGCAGACAGUCCUUCAAUGUCCUGACGGUGGUGUUCCUCCUGCUGUCCAGCGCAGCUCUCUCGGCCCACUACCGCGUGUGCGAACCCUACUCCGACCUCAAGGGGCGCUACCACUUUGGCUUCCACUGUCCGCGCCUCUCGGACAACAAGACGUACAUGUUCUGCUGCCACCACAACAACACCGCCUUCAAGUACUGCUGCAACGAGACCGAGUUCCAGACCGUCAUGCAGAUCAACCUCACCUCCACCACUGACGGCUACGCGCACAAUAACUACACUGCCCUGGUGGGCGUGUGGAUCUACGGCUUCUUCGUCAUGGUGCUGCUGGCCCUGGACUUCCUGUACUACUCGGCCAUCAACUACGAGCUGUGCCGGGUGUACCUGGAGAAGUGGGGCCUGGGGGGCCGCUGGCUGAAGAAGGCCCGCAGCCAGUGGCACCAGUCCAUGCCGGUGGAGAGCGAGGCCCAGGCCGUGCCCAUGAUGCCGGCCCACUACCAGCCCCAGCAGAGCCUGAGGGGGGAGAGCCGCAGCCCCACGCUGCUGCCCUACAACACCUCCACCGCCUGAUCGAUGCUCUGUUGGCUGCAGAGGACCUCUCCCGAUCCCCACAGACACCUCCACCAUCACGUCACCCAAGCUGGGAGGACGUUGGAGGAGGAUACCGGAGCAGCCAACAGGGACUACUCCCAACCCCCCCACCACCACCCUCUGCCCCCUGCCAACCCGAUCACCCUGACCCUCAUUCUGGCGUCGCUAACGGGCACAACAACCUGCCAAUGGACCUUUUGAAGAAGGAAAAGCCGGCUCGGGCCCGUCACACUGAGUCGGCACAGCAACGGACUGCUGAGGGGGAAUGUGAGGAGAAGGGAGGAUCUUACUGCUGCUAUCAGGCCACUGCAGCAAAAAAGAGGAAGAAAAAACAACAACAAGGAGCACCAGACACAUUCAGCUGCUCGUAGCCAUUUUAGCUGAUCCCCCCUCCCUCUGACACAAAAUGACACAACAGUUUGCUGUGUUCCACUCGUGCCCAGCACGCCACUGGACGAACUGUAGUUUGUGCAAAAGUGGCGAAAGUCGGCUCAGUCGGCUUUAAACAAAAAAAAAGAAAACGAAUAUAUAUAUAUAUAUAUAUCUUUCUUAGAUAUAUGGUGUCUCUUACACUGCUGUGUCAGUUUGUGUUGAGUAGCAAUUAGACACAGUUGUGUGCUAUCUAGUUGGUGGUUUAUUUAUGUACGAGUGCGAUUGGUUGGCGUUCUUUAAACUGAUUUUACCCCAGGUUGAUGCAGAGCAUAACCCCCUUAGUUUUAUAACUUGGUACAAACAACAAAACAACAAAACGACAAAAAAACAGCACAGACCGAGAGAGAAACGGAUUCAUCUAUAAUGUGAUCCAGUCGACAGGGAACAGCGCCAUACAGCAGAGUCGCUGUAUCAGAAUGUUUUACGCAAGAUAAACUCCCUCAGUAGCAUGGUAAGGUUGCAAUAAGGGCUUGUGAAGACCAUAGAUAUACGUUUCCUCCUCCACAGUUACACGAAAGAUCAGGGACACCACCUCAACCAGGCGCCCAUGCUAAACUUCAGCUAAUUUGGGCUACAAGUGGGCUACAAGUCCAUUAUUUAUUUAGUGUAGAGAAGGUGUGUUUUGAUGGGUGGUACUUGUGGUGAUACAACACUCUGUUACCCCCCCCCCCCCCCCCUCCCAGCUGUACAACGGUUCGAAGAGCAAUACAACAUGCAUCAAUAUUGAUUUGGAUCAUUCAUAAAGAAACACCAUAUUUCCCACAAUAGUUACAAGACAACUGUCAGACACUUACGCCAUAAUAAGCAAAUAAACCAAUGGAAAAUAACAGCCUCCAAUAUCAGCAAUAAUGUACAGUUGUGUAUUCAGACCAGAACCGAGUGGGUGCAAGGAAAGGGAAAGAAAGAUUGGCAGGUCAAAUUAGCACACCUCCCUCACGGCGUAAAGCCACCGGGGUUUUCACAUAGGAGCCUUUGCUCAGGUCACAACCUCAUUGCGAUUCCAUAGUUAUCUAUUAGCAUAAUGCAUCCAUAUUCAGUGUACAAACAGUGCACCGGGGAACGCAAGCGAAAACAAUCAUUAUGUAAGCCAACACGCCACAGCGAGUAGCACCUGAUAGAAGCAACACAAAACCAUUUUCUCUGAGCUGAUUUGAAUUCGAUGGUUAUGGGUUUUUGGCGAGUGUGUAUAUAGUGGAGAAGGUGGAGGGAGCAGUUGAUGGGUUGAUUGGGUAGGGGGUCGGGGGUACCAGGUGUUUAGGUGCGGAGGUCCCAAUACAGUAAGGCCUGGGGGAAGGAUGUCUCAUCCCACCGGGGAAGCCUGCACUUGGAUGGCAGCCAAGGUAUGAGCACGUGCAUAGAACUCCUGGCACGUGCGCACAUGGCGGAGUCCCCAGAGCAAAGAGAAACAGGGAAGGGUGACGAGUUACAGGGACACGCACCAUUAUAAGUUCUGCUACUGAGCGUACUUUAACAAUGGACACACUUUGGCCGAUUGCGUCUUUGUUUUGUUCUAAAGUGCCGAAAAGGGCCGUCCAACAAAACCCUGGUCAAACGCUGCAGAUGGGCCUCAGUUAUCAGCAAUAAUAUUCAAAUUUGCAGAGCUGUUGGAGCAAGCCAAUUUCAAUUUCAACGGUUAAAUUUUAAUUGCGUGCUCCCCUCAUUAGGCUAGUGCCGUCACGUUCUCCACAUUAAAUAGAAGGUGCCCCAAGUGAAAUAAUUGGUGAAGAGAGCCGCAGUUCGCUAAAUGACGCUCAUACCUCUUUAACUUCUGAACCUUUCCCUCUCCCUCUCCCUCUCUCUCUCUCUCUCUCUCUCUCUCUCUCUCUCUCUCUCUCUCUCUCUCUCUCUCUCUCUCUCUCUCUCUCUCUCUCUCUCUCUCUCUACUCAGGGUCAGAGGUUUACCAAUUGAUAUACAAUCGUGGGCUUCUCUCUCUCUCUCUCUCUCUCUCUCUCUCUCUCUCUCUCUCCCCCUCCCUCCCUCCCUCUCUCACCUGUAACGUGAACGUCAGUGAGCCGAGGAAAAAGGGGAAUUUUUUGCCCCGUCUGCCAAACCAACGGGUAUUUAAUUGGUUCUUCAAAGCCGCGUGUGGUGGCAGGGAUCAGAUAUGGGAGAGACUGCGCAGUGUUGCGGGGGAAGGCUGUGUUCUGGCCGAUAAUAAGGCGAAUGAGAGCCCUCUUUAUCGCGCUGUGUAUCACUGCCCUGUGAAGGAAAGCCCUUAUCUGGCCUCCAAUAAUCCGAAAACUAAGUUAAACACCUAACGGUACACACAGAGUCAACUGGCAUUUCUUACUAACGUAUCCCCCUCCCCCCAAAUCGAUACACUCGCAGAAACUCCCCAAGUUCGGAAAACAUAUUAGCAACUAGUGACUUUAACUAGCGAUGUUUUACCGUUUAGUUGAAUGGCCUAAAUGUGACGUGGUAGGUAUUUUGGUGUGGCUCUUGGAAACAGGGGAGGGGAGGGGGGUGGAGGUUACCUACACCCCACCCCCUCCCCGUAAUCUGUUUAAUUCUCUCCAGGUUGUUAUGGUUACAGUUGCCUUACGGUUUGACCCCUCACCUGUCCGCUGAUGCUUUGUAGUGGUUGAUACCUCACGUUGGGUGUGGCAGUGACGAUUGUGUGCGUCACGUUCUGUCCAAUGUGUUUUACCGCUAGAUAGAAUGUGCAGUUCAGUGCCGUAUUCAGUUCAAAUUGUUUAUUGCACUUGUUGACUUUGUAUCGUUCCGACAGGAAGAAAUAAAAAUGAGUUUUAUCUUUUCCAUUGUGUUUAAACUAAA